This is a messenger RNA of Diatraea saccharalis (sugarcane borer), 1220 nucleotides long. Lineage: Eukaryota; Metazoa; Arthropoda; Insecta; Lepidoptera; Crambidae. The record is from the annotation of a GenBank genome assembly.
UCGCCUUUUUUCGUAGAUUUUUGAACUUACUAAAAUACUCCAUUUUGUUGUCAUGUAAUAUAGUAAAAUAAUUAAUUUAAAUGUUAUACAGUAACAUAACUUAUUGUAGCAAUGGCAAUGUAAUGACUGGAAAAUACUUCGAAGCAUUCAAAUGUUGAUACACUUGCGUUGUUUGAAAGUGGUAAAUGAUUAUUGUGUGCUAUUCCCAGUAAUAUUUUGGUCAUUAUGAAAAUAAAUGAAAAGAAUUUAACCGCUUUCGCAUCGUCUGCGACUCCGGUAGACCGCGACGGAUGGCUCGACAUGCGAGGCGAGAUUGGAAAGAGCUAUCAAAAGCGUUGGUUCAUGCUAAAAGGAAAUCUAUUGUUUUAUUUUGACAAGAAAGGUGAUAAAGAACCAGUAGGAGUUAUUAUCCUUGAAGGAUGCACCAUAGAACUGACAGAAGAAGAAGCAUAUAGUUUUAAAAUAGUCUUCCAGUGUGAAGGAGGUCGCACAUACUUCUUGUGUACUAAUUCACAAGCAUCAAUGGAGGCAUGGAUGAAGACUCUGGCCUGUGCGAGUUAUGACUACAUGAAGCUUAUGGUGGCUGAACUCCAAAGACAACUGGAUGAGGCACAAGCUGAGGCAGCAGCGGAGGCAGCUGCAUUAGUGACGAUCACACCGCCGGAGGAGGAGCCAAAAGUGCCGCCGCGGGGGCAACGCUACAAUCCCUUCAAUAGAGGUCUGGAGACAGAGAGUAAAACUGUGCAUGGCAGUCGACACCACAAAGAGAAUCUCAGGCCAGAUGUGCCCCGCAAGAAAGUGCCUUUCCGUGACAUCCACACGGCGUACGGAAGAAAGAUUCUAGCGGAUCGAAAUGAAUGGCGCGCCAAGCUAGCCAAGCAAAAGAUUACAACCGAUCACCCCCUCAUACAGUUGUAAGCGAUUAUGGCAAUCACACCUAAACUUUUGACCUCUAAAUAUGUAAUGAAACAUAUAGAAUUUACGUUAGCCUUUUUGUCGCAAAGAUGGUUCACUAAAGAGAGAGAGCGAGUCCUGUUGUAAAAGGAAGAAACAGCGCUAUCUCCUUUAAAGCGACAAGUCGAACUUUCUUAAAAAGACAAAGUCAAGUAUUAUAAGUGGUCUGAAGGGACAGGGACAUAAAAUUGUGAACACGGUUAUCAAUACAUUGUAUGCAACGCAGUAGGAAACCACAGAUAUUUACUUACGAGUAAUAUCUUGGA